GGGAAAGGGGAGGGGGCGCUGAGUCCGCCCCAUCCCCGCCCCGUCUCCGCCUUCCCGGCGGAGCAGCCCCGGCGCGCCCCUUAAAGCCGUUCCCGCCGCCCGCGCGGGCAGAGUCCGCAGGGCUGCCGCCAGGAGACGCCGGGACGCGGUGUCCGCGAUGCUGGAGAACGGCUCCCUGAGGAACUGCUGCGACCCGGGCGGGCGCGGCCGCCUCGGUCUGGCGGAGAGGGAGGCGGCGGCGGCGGGCGCCCCGCGGCCCGCCUGGGUGGUGCCGGUGCUGUCCAGCGUGCUGAUCUUCACCACCGUCGUGGACAUCCUGGGCAACCUGCUGGUGAUCCUCUCCGUCUUCAAGAACCGCAAGCUCCGGAACUCAGGUAAUGCAUUUGUGGUGAGCCUAGCUUUGGCUGAUCUGGUGGUGGCCUUGUAUCCAUAUCCACUGGUGCUCUUAGCUAUUUUCCACAAUGGAUGGACGCUGGGUGAAAUGCACUGUAAAGCGAGUGGCUUUGUGAUGGGACUGAGUGUAAUAGGCUCUAUUUUCAACAUCACUGCAAUUGCAAUAAACCGAUAUUGCUAUAUAUGUCAUAGUUUUGCCUAUGACAAAGUGUACAGCUGUUGGAACACGAUGCUGUAUGUGUCCUUAGUCUGGAUAUUAACAGUAAUUGCAACUGUGCCAAAUUUUUUUGUUGGCUCUUUAAAGUAUGAUCCACGCAUCUAUUCAUGCACGUUUGUCCAGACUGCAAGCUCCUACUAUACAAUAGCUGUUGUGGUAAUUCACUUCAUUGUCCCUAUCACCAUUGUGAGCUUCUGCUACCUUCGAAUUUGGGUUUUAGUGCUUCAAGUCAGAAGACGAGUCAAGUCAGAAACAAAGCCAAGAUUGAAGCCAAGUGAUUUCAGAAACUUUCUUACCAUGUUUGUGGUUUUUGUGAUUUUUGCCUUUUGCUGGGCACCACUUAACUUCAUUGGACUGGCUGUAGCCAUUGAUCCUACAGAAAUGGCACCAAAAGUUCCUGAAUGGUUAUUCAUUAUAAGCUACUUAAUGGCCUAUUUCAACAGCUGCCUUAAUGCAAUUAUAUACGGACUUCUUAACCAGAAUUUUCGGAAUGAAUACAAACGAAUUUUAAUGUCACUGUGGAUGCCAAGGCUUUUCUUCCAGGACACAUCCAAAGGAGGGACAGAUGGCCAGAAGAGCAAGCCUUCUCCUGCUCUAAACAACAAUAACCAAAUGAAAACUGAUACCUUGUAACUAUGUCAUAGUCAAUGCAAGAGUUUGAUAUGGAGAAAACCAAGAAUAUAGUUGCAAUGUUCUGGUCAUUCCUGCUUACUUUUGGGGGGGAUUCCCUCUGGAUAACACUUUGUGACUGGAAUACUGUCUUCUUGGCAAAGCACAUAGCUCUCGAUUUGUGUUUUAUAGAAGAUAUCAAUUGAAAAUGUGUUUCAGAACUAAAGCAGCAGGUGGGUGCAAGCUGUUUUAGUUCUCAGAACUGAAUCCUGCUUCCAGACACAUAAAUGAGGUAUUUUUUACUUCAGUGGGAGUUUUGCAUUCUUUAUAGAGUAUCAGGAUUCAUUUCUUGAAGGUUUAAUGAAGGUACUUGUCUAGGGGUACAGCAGCUCAUCAAGGAUGUGGAGUGCUAUUUUCCUCCCUUCUGACUCUGCAUUUCUGUGCAUGUACUGAUGACAAUAGUAGUAUCUUUGAAACAAACCUGUAAGUUGAAGAGAAUAAUAUUUGUGUAAAAGCAAAUAUUAACAUUAGAGACUUCCCUCAUGGGUUUUUCAUGUUUACAUACAUUGAGAUUGGGAAUGCAGUGCAUUUACUCUGCUCAUCUUUUGUGGUCAAUUUUAUGGUAGAUAAUACAAUACAAAUGGUUGAUUUCUUGCAGAUUUACUUCACACAAUAUUCAUCUUUUAGAAAGGAUUGAAUUUUCAUUGAACUUCAUUUAUUUACCUAAAUAUAUACACCCAAUUUUCUGUGGCACUUUAGCACACCUCACACAUUUGCAAUAGGCUGGAAAAUAUGACAUAUGACCUGUGAUCAUCUGGACUGGCAACCAGCCACUACAUAAGACAUCCUAGAUCAUCUCAAGAGAUGCUAGACCAAAAGCAGCAGUCCUUUUGGCUAUAAUGGUAGCUGAGAUACUUGGUUCACAUGUCUACAUCUAAUCUUGAACAAAACCCUCUGUUGGUGUCUAAUCUAAGACAACCUUGAAGGUUCCCGAUACUGGAGAUAUGUUUCCUUCCAUCUGUGAUGAUAAACACACAUCCAAGGAUGGGAUGAACUCCUUUGUGAAGGUGCUGGUCUCCUUUCACUGACUUUAGAAGGAGCUUUGAUUACUAGUUCAAACACCUCAUUUUGGAUAGCUAGACAGGGAUUUAUUUUGCCUAAUUUGGGGUGACUUCAGUGUAGAUGUUUGCCCAGAUCCAUUAUCUAAAUUCCCACUAUAGUCCAUAGAGUUCUAGGAAAUUAUUCACUUUAUCUUGAAACAGACAUCUUUAUUGGUAAGGGGAGCUGAUCAAUGGAACUCAUUGAGUGUACCUUCAUUGACUGUAACAGAGAUCAGGCAGCUCACGUAGACACAUUUCAGGCAAAGACAGGUGAUCUUAAUCUCAUAAAUAGUGUACCUACAGUUCAUAUUUGCACAGUUCAUAAAAUAAAAGGAUGACUUUCCAUUUUAUUUUCAAACUCAGCUUGAAUUCAAACUGGAUUUUUUCUUUUUCAGGUAACACAUUGUAACUGUGCAGAUCAGAUUACAAUCUGGGUUAUACUCCACAGCAUCAGAGUAAUUUACACAAUGUGGCUGUAUUAUCUCUGAAUCAGAUUAGGGAUCUGUGUGCAAACAGACAGUCAAUGUGAAGUUAUUUUAUCAUUAGACUUGAAAUGCACAUUAUUCUUAGUAGUGUUGUUCAGGGGAGAGAAGCUAGGUCUCUGGUAAAUCCAUGUCAGGUACUGAAAUGGUAAAAUGAGGAAUUCAGGUUUCUAAGACAUUCCAGUUUGGGUUUCCUGACCUGGCUAUUAUAAAAAAAUAUUUCUGUAGUAAUAUUUACUUGCACAGCAAAUAUACUGCUUCUGAACCAUAGAAGAUGUAUUAAGCAUCACCCUUAUGCUGCUCUACUGAUAGAAAAAUAUCAAAUAACCACAGCAUUUUAAAUGUUUUAUUUGCUUUCCAAAAGCCUAUGUAAAGUACAGCAAAGGAACAAAUGUGAUUAUUCUUUUAGCUGCUGUCAUGUUCUUCUGAUAGCCAGAAGUCCAGUACAUUAGGACUCGGACAGUAGUAGCCUCAUAAGAAGCUGACACAUUUGUGAAUAGGAGUAAUAAAGAGAUGGGACAAAUAUAACCUGGUGGUACAUAAUAAAAAUAUUGUGGCUAAAAGUAGCAAUCAUUAAUAUGUAGGUUCUACCUGAAACAUAAUUUUGUAAGUCUGACACAGUUUUGAUAUGUAUUGUCUUUCUUCAUGACUUCCACACCAAGGUACUGAACAAAAAACUAAUAUACAUGCAUGUCUACAUGGGAAAUUUCCCCCAGAGUAAAUAAGGAGUUUCAAGAGUCUGGGAAAGUUGUAGGAAAGGACCUUAAGUUUGAUUCUCUGACAAUCCUGCUUUUGCUGACUUCUUUGAGUACUCAAUAUUUUGACUUGAAAGUCAAAAAUUGUUGACUGACUUAGAGAUGAAUUAAUGUUAGAAGUAAAUUGAUUGACCUUGGUUUAUCACUCGCUGGCAUGAGUCAGAACAGAGCCCAGAACAGAGUCCAAAAAUUAUUGGUUUAGCUCCAUAAAAUAAAUAUAAAUGUGGCAACCACUUGUUUGGCCGUAAAAGUGAGCUGCUAUCAUUCUCCCUACUCACGAGGAGAAGGCUUGAAAUUUUUAUGAAGUCAUUUUGUAAAUUAUCUGUGCUCUUUAAAAAUUAAAGAUCACUUUAAGAAUCCUUGUACUGGUAUCUCCUCAAUGAUCCUAAAUGAAGCUUACACACAUAACUGAAUAGAAUCAAGAAUAAUAGAAUGGUUUGGGUUGGAAAGAGAUGCUAAAAUCAUCUAAUUCCAACCCUCCUGACAUAGGCAGGGACACCUUCCACUAGACCAGGUUGCUCAGAGCCCCAUCCAGCCUGGCUUUGGACACUUCCAGGGAUGGGGCAUCCAUAACUUCUCUGGGCAACCUGUUCCAGUGCCUCACCACCCUCACAGUUAAGAAUUUCUUUCUAAUAUCUAAUCUAAACCCACUCUCUUUCUGUUUAAAGCCAUUACCCCUUGUCUUGUCAUUACAUGCCCCUGUGAAGUCUGUCUGCAUCUUUCUUAUAAGCUCCCUUAAGGUACAGGAAGGUGCUCCCUGGAGCCUUCUUUUCUCCAGGCUGAACCACCCCAGCUCUCUCAGCCUGUCCUUGUACCAAAGGAGCUCCAGCACCCUGAUCAUUUUUGCAGCCCCCUCUGGACUUGCUCCAACAGGUCCAUUUCUUUCUUUUGCUGGGAGCCCCCGACCUGAAUACAGUACUGGAACACAGUAAUGCACUGUUGAAAGAAAGAAGUGUUCCAAAAUCUGAUCCCUCCUCACAAAUGAUAGAAAAUUUUCUGAACAGUCCUAAAUUAUUAGGAGUGGAUUCUACUACCACAGCAUUUCCUGAAUGGAACCCUGCACUGCAUGGUGUCUGCAAAGCCAAUGGACCUAUUAAUUUGCCAGGUACUGCUACUUGUUAAGUCCUGAUGUAUGGACAAUAACUCAUGCUGGUUAAAAUAAGUUUUAUACCAUGCAUUGCCACAAAGCAUUCCAUUUGAGUUUACCUGGAAGUCAAUCAAAUCCAUAAAAUUUAAAUUUUCAUGGAAAUCAAUCAAAUGCACAAAAAUUAUAUUAAUUUAGAUGACUAAAUGCAGCUCUUGCAUGGUGAAAACUCUUCAUGUAGUAACAUAUACUUCUACCUGCAUCAGGAGCCUUAAAUUAAUUUUCUCCCUUUUUCACUUUAAACUCAAAAUCCAUUUUCGCUCAAUUCAUGUGUGAAGAAAGAAAUUAUAAAUGUACCAUCAAGACAGGUGAUAUGGUCAUAGUGUGAUUUUAAAGUAUUGUCAGGAAGAACGUAUCAGCUCUGAACAGAUUUAUGCAUCUUUGAAAAAAAUAUUAUUUUUCUUGAAUAAAAGUAUUUGCACCAGCAUAUCACGCAUAAACACUUUAAGAAAAAGGAGGAAAAAAAGUCAGGUAGAUGCUGCGUUCUGCAUAAGGUAACUAGUGAAGGAAAAGCUAGGACCUCAGGGACAAAGUCUGUUUCCAGAAAAUUAAUGUUAUCUUGAUUUAAAAGUGCUGUAUUUUCUGUUCAUUUAAAGAAAUAAAUGUCUCCUCGAAUUGUUCUUACAAUAGAAUUCUGAUUAGAAAAAAGCUUACCCUUGCAUAGAUGGGUGAAGACCACUUGUAAAUUCUGUUUCAGUAAAGUAGGAAGUGGAGGUGUGGUAAAGUCUAAAUGAGACUGAAACAAUGCAUUAUCCUUCUCCUGUUGCUCUGUGCAAGUGAAAUUUCACUCUCAAGGAAGAACAGUCCUGUUACUGUUGACUUUCAUGAGAUCAGCUUUUCUUACUAAAUUAUUGCCUGCCUGGUUCAUUCUCAGGGGCAGAAAUGCACUUCUGUCUCUCCACUUCUUCCUUUAAGAACAUAUUUAGAUAAAAAUUAUUGCUUUUAUUUCCCAAUUGUAUUUUAAUGAACUGCACAAGUCUGGGAAUGUGCCAAUGAAUAAAUAUAUAUGGAAGAUUGUAUAUAUUUCUUAAUAUGUAUAUAACAUAAUUUUGAUCAUCUGAACAAUUUGAUGCACUUGAAGAUGUUUACAGAUUUAAUGGAAAAUGUGGAAGACAAUUUAUUUUCAGUCAUCUGAAUAUGUUGCUAUUUUAACUGGAUCUUGCACACUUGGUCUAUGACAAUAAAUGAGUAUUUUACCUCAA
Messenger RNA from Pseudopipra pipra, 5902 nucleotides. RefSeq names its product melatonin receptor 1B (gene MTNR1B). Bases 158 to 1243 code for a protein of 361 amino acids. Gene Ontology annotation, molecular function: melatonin receptor activity. Gene Ontology annotation, biological process: G protein-coupled receptor signaling pathway. The record is from RefSeq and is a predicted model, not a curated record. Gene Ontology annotation, cellular component: plasma membrane. The transcript has 2 exons. NCBI's taxonomy places the organism in Eukaryota, Metazoa, Chordata, Aves, Passeriformes, Pipridae.